AUGCUGUUGGUGAAACUCGCCGCGUUGGUGGCGAUGGGCGCCAUCCUCUGCAGCCGGCAGUCCGCGCCGCCGCGCCGGAGCUACGACGACAAGGUCGCGGACCUCGUGGCGUCGGGCGCGGCCCAGGGCUUCGCCUCCAUCAAGAAGACGACGACGGGCAACCGCUUCGAGUACCACCGCGUCAAGGGCGCCGACGCGCCGAGCGGCGCGCGCGUGGACCUCAGCGGCUUCGACGGGGUCAUCGGCGUCGACGCCGACGCGCCCGGCGGGCCCGUCGCGCACGUCGAGGGCCUCGCGACCAUGGAGACGGUCGUCGCGCAUCUCGAGCCGCUCGGCUACCGGCUGCCCAUCGUGCCCGAGCUCAAGCACAUCACCGUCGGCGGCGCCAUCUCCGGCGUCGGCAUCGAGUCCGGCUCCUUCCGCCACGGCUGGUUCCACGAGGCGCUCGUCUCCGCGGAGGUGCUGUCGCCCGGCGGCGCGAUCCUCGCGUGCGGCCCGGACGGCGAGCACGCGGACGUCUUCCACGCGCUGCCCAACUCCUACGGGACGCUGGGGUACGUGCUGCGGGCGACCCUGCGGCUGACGCCGUCGAAGCCCGUCGUCGCGGCGACGACGACCGUCUACGGCUCCUUCGCCGACGCGGCCGACGCGAUGCGAAAGGCCGCGGCGAGCCACGAGUUCGUCGAGGGCCUGUGGUGGGCGCCGGACCGCGUCACGGUGACCGUGUCCGACUACGCGGAACAGCGGGCGGGCGAGACGCUGCGGCGCUUCGACGGGCUCGACAUCUACUGGAAGGCCGUCCGCGAGGAGGGGACGCUGCGGAUGGCCGCGGAGACGUACUACUUCCGCUGGGACCCGGACUGGUUCUGGAACAUCCCCGUCGACGCCGGCGGCUGGCUCGUGAGGUACCUCGUGCCGCGGAAGCUGCGGACGUCGUCGACGUACAAGUGGCUCCGGAGCCUCCGGGUCAUCAAGGCGUGGCACCGGCUCGAGACGCUCUGGAAGCCCAUGGGCCAGCCCUUCGUCCAGGACUGGGCCGUGCCCUGGUCCCGGGCCGUCGACUUCGUCGCCGAGGCGACGAAGACCCUCGUCCACCGGCCGAACGUGCCCUACAUGCUGUUGCCCGUGGGCACGGGCGGCAACUUCGCGACGCACUACCCGACGGCGAAGGAGGACUUCUACCUGAACCUCGGCACCUACACGGAGAUCGACGUCUCCUUCGCCGACGCCAUGGCCGAGACGAAGCGCAUCGACGACCUGUGCCUCAAGAAGCACGGCGGCAUCAAGAUGCUCUACUCGUCGUCGUUCGUCGACAAGGCGACCUACGACGCCGUCUACGGCACGCUGGACCCGGCGACGCGCGCCAAGGUCGACCCCAAGGGCACGCGGCCCUCGGUCUUCGAGAAGACGGCCCACCCCUCGGUCCUCGACGCGGGCGCGGACCUCGUACUCGGCUACUAG
Messenger RNA from Aureococcus anophagefferens, 1461 nucleotides. RefSeq lists its product as hypothetical. The record is from RefSeq and is a predicted model, not a curated record. The transcript has a single exon. Gene Ontology annotation, biological process: steroid metabolic process. Bases 1 to 1461 code for a protein of 486 amino acids. NCBI's taxonomy places the organism in Eukaryota, Pelagophyceae, Pelagomonadales, Pelagomonadaceae. Gene Ontology annotation, cellular component: cytoplasm; membrane. Gene Ontology annotation, molecular function: FAD binding; oxidoreductase activity, acting on the CH-CH group of donors, NAD or NADP as acceptor.